This is a messenger RNA of Radiomyces spectabilis, 1129 nucleotides long. RefSeq lists its product as uncharacterized. The coding region runs from base 95 to 847 and encodes 250 amino acids. Gene Ontology annotation, molecular function: protein binding. The record is from RefSeq and is a predicted model, not a curated record. Lineage: Eukaryota; Fungi; Mucoromycota; Mucoromycetes; Mucorales; Radiomycetaceae. The transcript has 6 exons.
UGGUCGCACAUGGAAUGUUUGUUUCAAAAUCCCCCUUGUCUUUUAUUCAUUCAUUUUUCAUGCAUUUUCUCUACUUGGUCUUUAUACUUUCUUCAUGUCCAGUUUCGCUAUUCGAAGACUCACAGAGAAUCCAUUUCUUUUGACAACGACAAUAUUAGCCUUGAGCUCUUGGAUUACCGCAUUUGGCGGGGCCUGCACAUUGAAAGUCCUCAAUGGGGCAUGGUGGGUGAUGAUCUACGAAUUUGGUAUUAUCUUGGGCUGCAUGACGUUGUUUCUUCGCGGCUCGAUUUUACUGCAUCGACAUGCGGUCUUGACACUUCUAGCCAGCAGUAUUCCACUGUUGACAAUUCAAAUCGAUUAUGUGAUACAAUACAACAAACCUGUGUCCAUUAAAGAUUCCGCCAACGCUUAUGCGGGGGGGUACAUUGGACUGGUAGUUGUCCAGUAUCUUUGGGUGCUUGUAUUUGGAAGCGAUUCACAAAGCCGUCUUGGAAGACUGGCCCAGGCACGUACACCGAUUCAUUCGCCUGAUCCGGCAUAUCACUACAAUCACAGCAAGCACGAACCCCUCAGCGAGAACCUCAAAAAGACAUUUGUUAACGAUGGACCGCCACAAGCUAUGGUCCCUUCCAGCACGUCUCAGACAUUGAUGAUGCCAGCCACAGAAUAUCCCGAACGGGUCAAGGCACUGCAUGCGUAUAUCGCGAAUCCUGAUGAUCCCACCGAACUCAGCUUUGCUGCUGGCGAAAUUCUGGAAGUAGCCGAUCAAACCGGCAACUGGUGGCAAGCCCGUAACAGUCAAGGACAGACGGGCAUUGUGCCCAGAAAUUAUUUUCUGGAUUCCUAAUCUGACUUGCACAAAUUCUUGUAAUAUGAACCAUAAAGACAGCGUUACAAAAAGAGACGGAUUAAUGUCAUUGAUUUGUCGUGAUAACACAUGAAGAAAAAAAAAUACAAUGUUACGUAGUACGCAACGACGCUGUUGUUGUGAUGGUCACUUGAAUGGCUAAUUGUUAUUUAAUUAGGAAGGUCGUAUUGUAGAAUAUCAAGCUUCCUGUUAUUGUGGAUAACAGGGUACAUUGAGAUAGGGCUGGCUGUGAAUGUCUGAUUGAAACGGGACAGUCGCAAG